GCGACGUCACGUCCGCCGACCUCUGCUUCUAUCUCCCGCUCCCUCUAUUCUCUGUGCACAUGUCCCCCGUACUCGCUCAUUGCCAUAGCGGCCCGGCGAGAUACGAGGGGGGUACAAAAGACGCGUCGAUGCAGCAAGGAAAAGACCAAGGUCGCAGGAUCUCCCACAACUCCUCUCACACUCGAGAAAGAUGUUCGCCCCCUCGUUCGUCGCUCUUGCUCUCGCCAGCUCGGCUUUCGCAGGCCCGCUCAAGCGCUUCGACGGUCUCACUGUCGACGUGAAGGCGCCUGAGAAUGUCGCGUCCCUCGAUGAUCUUAAGCUCACGACGACGGUCACGAACACCAACUCGGAGGACGUGAAGAUCCUGAAGUACGGCACUGUCCUGGACCAGCUCCCGACGCGCUCCUUCGUCGUCAAGAAGGACGGCGCCACCGUCGACUUCUCGGGCGUCAAGGUCGCGAUCGAGCUCAACGACAACGCGUACACGACCAUCAAGUCCGGCGAGUCGGUCACCGUGGAGCACAGCCUCGCUACCCUCUACGACUUCGCCUCCGCCGGCGCCGGCUCGUUCACCUUCGAGCCCAAGACCGAGUUCAAGGUCGGCGCCGCCAAUGAUGUCAUCUCUGAGAAGGUCGAGUCGACUGCCAACUCAGUCACGAUUGCCAUCGACGACGUCGCCAAGCGGUCGAUGGAGGUCAAGCGCGCGACCGUGUCCUGCUCCGACUCGUCGCUCGCGUCGUUCAUCUCUGCCUCCUACUCCGAGGGCAAAGAGCUUGCGUCCAUCGCGGCGAGCUACAUCAGCAGCAACGGCGCGGACUCCCUCUUCACGGCGUACUACGGCUCGAGCUCGACGUCGACCGUGUCGAGCAAGUUCUCGGCCGUCGCGUCCGAGAGCGACUCGUCGCGCACGCUCAACUGCUCGGACCCGUACGGCGUCUGCGACGGUAACGUCAUCGCGUACACUGUCAUCGCCACCACCGACAUCUACUACUGCGAUAUCUUCUACGACGAGGAGCCGUCGGAGAACCUCUGCACCGGCACUACUGUUGCUGCACGCAACAUUCGCGGUGGCACGACCCUCCACGAGUUGACGCACGCCGUCGCGGACACGGACGACAUCACGUACGGCUGCUCGGCUGAUCAGGCGCUCUCCGACUCGCAGUCUGUCCUCAACGCGGACAACUACAACUGCUUCUCGACCCAGGUCUACCAGAACACGCAGUGCUAAGGGCUAAGCAGGUUCAGGGCGCUUGGUCUGAUUAAAUGAACAUGUAUAUUUCAUGAUUGUAACGAGAUGGGGCUUGUACCAAUACUUAAAGGGUUGAUGUUGACUAGUGUACUAUGGCUACAAAGUUCGUGAGAGCAGGCUUGAAUAGAUGGUAUCAUUGAGACAUCGUGAGAAAGGCAUUCAUUAGUCCGACCAGGAAAGCCAAAUACUCCUCUCCAACCCGGGGCUGGGCAUCGCAUCCAACGAUUGCGGCCGUUCUCCCGUCGUGCGCUGGUAUAUGUCGAAGACCCGCUUCUGUAGCUGCUCCGCGUCUUCCUGCCGCCCCUGCUGCAUGUACGAAGCUGCGAGUCGACCCAUCGC
This is a messenger RNA of Schizophyllum commune H4-8, 1588 nucleotides long. Its product is annotated as zincin. Bases 191 to 1228 code for a protein of 345 amino acids. Gene Ontology annotation, biological process: proteolysis. Lineage: Eukaryota; Fungi; Basidiomycota; Agaricomycetes; Agaricales; Schizophyllaceae. The transcript has 5 exons. Gene Ontology annotation, molecular function: metalloendopeptidase activity. The record is from RefSeq and is a predicted model, not a curated record.